Psammomys obesus (fat sand rat) is the source of this 1941-nucleotide messenger RNA. Its product is annotated as polyadenylate-binding protein 1-like. Gene Ontology annotation, cellular component: ribonucleoprotein complex; cytosol; nucleus. The transcript has a single exon. NCBI's taxonomy places the organism in Eukaryota, Metazoa, Chordata, Mammalia, Rodentia, Muridae. Bases 1 to 1941 code for a protein of 646 amino acids. The record is from RefSeq and is a predicted model, not a curated record. Gene Ontology annotation, molecular function: poly(A) binding; poly(U) RNA binding; mRNA 3'-UTR binding.
AUGAACCCCAGCGACCCCAGCUACUCUUUGGCUUCACUCUACGUGGGGGACCUGCACCCUGAUGUGACUGAAGCAAUGCUCUAUGAGAAGUUCAGCCCGGCCGGGCCCAUCCUCUCCAUCCGGGUCUACAGGGACAGGACCACCCGUCGGUCGCUGGGCUAUGCCUCUGUCAACUUCCAACAGCUGGAGGACGCCGAGCGGGCCUUGGGCACCAUGAAUUUCGAUGUGAUAAAGGGCAAGCCGGUUCGCAUCAUGUGGUCUCAGCGGGAUCCAUCGCUGCGCAAGAGUGGAGUAGGCAACAUAUUCGUCAAAAAUCUGGACAGAUCCAUUGAUAGCAAAGCGCUGUAUGACACAUUCUCUGCCUUCGGUAACAUCCUUUCGUGUAAGGUGGUAUGUGAUGAGAAUGGCUCCAAGGGUUAUGGAUUUGUACACUUUGAGACACAGGAAGAAGCCGAACGAGCGAUUGAGAAAAUGAACGGGAUGUUUCUUAAUGAUCGCAAAGUGUUCGUUGGGCGAUUUAAGUCACGUAGAGACAGGCAGGCCGAACUUGGUGCCAGGGCCAAAGAAUUCACCAAUGUUUACAUCAAGAAUUUGGGAGAAGACAUGGAUGAUGAGAGACUCCAGGAUCUCUUUGGCAAAUUUGGGCCUGCCUUAAGUGUUAAAGUCAUGACCGACGAAAGUGGAAAAUCCAAAGGAUUUGGGUUUGUAAGCUUUGAAAGGCAUGAGGAUGCGCGGAAGGCCGUGGAGGAGAUGAACGGAAAAGACCUCAACGGAAAACAAAUUUAUGUUGGUCGAGCUCAGAAAAAAGUGGAACGACAGACUGAACUGAAGCAGAAAUUCGGGCAGAUGAAGCAAGAGAAGCACAAACCUGAGCAGGUGCCGCAAGACAGAAGCGUCAGAUGCCAAGGCGUUAACCUUUAUGUGAAAAACCUUGAUGAUGGUAUUGAUGACGACCGUCUCCGGAAGGAGUUUUCUCCGUUUGGGACUAUCACUAGCGCCAGGGUUACAAUGGAGGGCGGUCGCAGCAAAGGGUUUGGUUUUGUUUGUUUCUCCUCUCAGGAAGAAGCCACCAAGGCAGUCACAGAAAUGAAUGGUAGAAUUGUGGCCACCAAACCCCUCUACGUAGCUUUAGCUCAACGCAAAGAGGAGCGCCAGGCUCACCUCAGUAACCAGUACAUGCAGAGAAUGGUGGGCACCGGUGCUGUGCCCAGACUAGCCAUCAACCCUUUCCAGCCGGCACAGACUCCUUCAGGUUACUUCAUGACAGCGACGCCACAGACUCAGAGCCGUGGGCCAUACUAUGCUCCCAACCAAACCACUCAGCAAGGACCAAGUCCCCGCGGGAGUACUCAGCGUGCCACAGCUCAUCCAUUCCAAAGCAUCUCUAGUGCCCCCCACCCGUCUACCACCAGUUUGUUCAGUACUUCUGGACCAGCCUCUUCACAGGCUCUACGAAGUGUGUCAACCCAUCGUGCUGCCAACGCAUCCACACAGAUGACGGGCCCACAUUCGUCAGCUGCUUGUGCUGCCGCCGCCCGUGCCGCCCGCGCUGUUACCCAGUACAAAUAUACUUCCGGAGUUCGAAAUCCCCCUCAGCAUCUCAAUACACAGCCACAAGUCACCAUGCAGCGGUCUGCUGUUCCUGUCCAAGGUAAAGAAUCUUUGACCGCCUCCAUGUUGGCAUCUGCUUCUCCUCAAGCCCAAAAGCAAAUGUUAGGGGAAUGGCUCUUUUCUCUUAUUCAAGCCAUGCACCCUGCCCUCGCUGGCAAAAUCACUGGCAUGCUGUUGGAAAUUGAUAAUAUAGAAUUACGCCACAUGCUUGAGUCUCCAGAGUGUCUCCACACUAAAGUUGAUGAAGCCAUAGCUGUCCUGCAAGCCCACCGAGCGGGGGACUCUCCCCAGCAGGCAGUUAGCACUGUUGCCGCUGUCCCAACCACUUAA